This is a messenger RNA of Lotus japonicus, 2521 nucleotides long. Its product is annotated as probable inactive purple acid phosphatase 1. Gene Ontology annotation, molecular function: metal ion binding; acid phosphatase activity. The transcript is spliced from 13 exons. The record is from RefSeq and is a predicted model, not a curated record. Lineage: Eukaryota; Viridiplantae; Streptophyta; Magnoliopsida; Fabales; Fabaceae. Bases 202 to 2040 code for a protein of 612 amino acids.
CCAUCAUGAAUGGUGGUAUUAAACGUUACAGAGAGUGAGAGUGGCAUCUUUGUUUUUGUUCCCAAGAUUCCUCUUCUAAACUAUCUCUCCCCACAAACUUUUCUUUUCUUUUGCUUCAACAAACAAACUCAGAUUAUUAACAGGUGAACUCUCACAGUCUCACUCCAUCAUGUACUAGUUAUCAACUUCCAGCAAACUGAAAUGGGAGAAUCCAAGUACAUCUUCUUGGCAUUUCUACUGGUUUGUUCAGAACUCCAAAGGGCAUGUUCACAUGGUGAUCAUCCUCUUUCAAAAGUUUCUGUUCAUAAGGCAACAGUAUCCCUUCUUGACCUUGCUCAUAUCAAAGCAUCUCCAUCACUUCUUGGACUACAUGGACAAACUGCAGAGUGGGUCACUGUGGAGUAUAGUUCUCCAAUUCCAUCAAAUGAUGAUUGGAUUGGAGUGUUCUCUCCUGCAAACUUCAGUGCUUCCACUUGUCCAAAAGAAAAUAGUAGGGUUUUUCAACCACUGUUGUGUUCAGCGCCCAUUAAGUAUCAGUAUGCAACUUACUCAAAUCCCCAGUACAAUGUAACUGGAAAAGGCCUUCUGAAGCUUCGGCUUAUUAAUCAAAGAUCAGAUUUCUCAUUUGCACUGUUCUCUGGUGGCUUGUCAAAUCCAACACUAGUGGCAGUGUCAAAUAAAAUAGCUUUUGCAAAUCCAAAAGCACCGGUUUACCCUCGCCUGGCACUAGGGAAGUCAUGGAACGAGAUGACUGUAACAUGGACAAGUGGAUAUGGCAUCGGUGAUGCUGAGCCUUUUGUUGAAUGGGGUCCAAAAGGAGGGAAUCAUAUACAUUCACCUGCUGGGACACUCACUUUCACUCGUGAUAGCUUAUGUGGUUCACCAGCAAGAACUGUAGGAUGGCGUGACCCUGGAUUCAUACACACCAGUUAUCUGAAACAACUAUGGCCCAACAGAAUGUAUGAGUACAAGAUAGGACACAAGUUAAACAAUGGUACAUAUAUUUGGGGUGAAAAUUAUCAGUUUAGAGCAGCUCCUUUUCCUGGACAGAAAUCUUUACAACGUGUAGUCAUAUUUGGUGAUAUGGGGAAGGAGGAAGUUGAUGGUUCUAAUGAAUACAACAAUUUCCAGCAUGGCUCAAUUAACACUACACAGCAGCUUAUCCAGGACUUAGAAAACAUUGACAUGGUUUUCCAUAUUGGAGAUAUAUCAUAUGCAAAUGGAUACCUUUCUCAAUGGGAUCAAUUCACAGAACAAGUGGAGCCAAUUGCAUCAGCUGUGCCUUACAUGAUUGCAAGUGGGAACCAUGAGAGAGACUGGCCUGGGACAGGGUCCUUUUAUCAGAACAUGGAUUCUGGAGGAGAAUGUGGUGUCUUGGCAGAGACUAUGUUCUACGUCCCGGCUUCAAACAGGGCAAAGUUCUGGUAUUCAAUUGACUAUGGCAUGUUCCGCUUCUGUGUUGCUGACACUGAACAUGAUUGGAGAGAAGGAACAGAACAAUACAAGUUCAUUGAGCAUUGUUUGGCAUCAGUUGAUAGACAAAAACAGCCAUGGUUAAUUUUCCUUGCACAUAGGGUACUUGGUUACUCUUCUUGUAUCAGUUAUGCAGAAGAUGGAUCCUUUGGUGAACCAAUGGGGCGAGAGAGCCUUCAAAAGCUAUGGCAGAAAUACAAGGUGGACAUUGCCAUCUAUGGCCACGUGCAUAACUAUGAGAGGACCUGUCCCAUAUACCAGAAUAUCUGCACUAAUGAUGAGAAACACCAUUAUAAGGGAACCUUAAAUGGGACCAUACACAUUGUUGCUGGUGGUGCUGGGGCAUUCCUUUCAACAUAUACAUCCCUCAAAACCAAAUGGAGCAUCUUUAAAGACUAUGAUUAUGGUUUUGUAAAACUAACAGCAUUGGAUCAUUCAAAUUUGGUGUUUGAGUACAAGAAGAGCAGAGAUGGCAAGGUUUAUGACUCCUUCAAAAUAUCACGGGAUUAUAGAGACAUCUUGGCCUGCACCAUGGACAGUUGCUCGAGUGUAACACUGGCGUCUUGAUUUUUAAUGAAAUUGUCAAAGCUUCAAUGUUAAAGAAGUGUGUAGAUUAUCUACCACAAGCAGAUAUAUGUGUAUAUCAAUAUAGUUGCAAGGGUCACCUUGACCAAUCUGGCUUUUGAUGUAAUGCACAAUCAAUUUAUCGCUGUUGAAGUUUAAGCUGGAAGCACUUUCUUGUACCUAAAAUAGAAUAGGAAGGAGAAAUACAAUGCCACACAAGCUAUCCCAGUAAUUACCAAAACCCAAUGGAAUCCAGAUGGAUAGUCAAAAACUGUUGUUUCAAAGUUCAUUCCAAAUACUCCUGCCACAGCAGCAAAUACUGCAGCUACCAAUGUAGCUGCUGUAAGAAGUAACUCAAACUGUAUCAGGCGGUUUUGAAUAUUUCCCUGUAAUAGAUAGAGUGAAAAGUAACUAUCUCUAGUUUGCAGAGUUUAGAGUAUAAAAGAAAUAAAGGAAUGGACAGCAGAAUGUUGCAGAUUAUUAA